Molecule: messenger RNA, 315 nt
Organism: Penicillium soppii
Lineage: Eukaryota; Fungi; Ascomycota; Eurotiomycetes; Eurotiales; Aspergillaceae
Exons: 2
Coding region: 1-315 (104 amino acids)
Source: RefSeq, a predicted model, not a curated record
AUGACAGCUACAAGUUUUGAAAACGCGUACCGCGAAAUUGCCCGCAAGCUUCAGAUCAUUCCACCAGCAAUUAAGCAGGCCUCUGCAUAUGUAUCAAUGAAUGGUCUUCUAGCUGCCAAAUAUCUUGAAUACUACCAGUCGAGGUAUGAGGAUAUCACUCGAUACGAAGACACCUGCAAACCCGUGGCAAUGACUUGGAUCAUUUCGUUCAACCGCAUUUCCGCUGGAAAUCCCCUUGCCGCGCUGAAACACUACUUAAAGAGCAGGGUAAACACCAAGAAGUUGAGCAGCUUUGUCGUGGAACCUUGCAAUUAA